Lytechinus pictus (painted urchin) is the source of this 2667-nucleotide messenger RNA. RefSeq lists its product as uncharacterized. Bases 399 to 1904 code for a protein of 501 amino acids. The record is from RefSeq and is a predicted model, not a curated record. The transcript is spliced from 8 exons. Lineage: Eukaryota; Metazoa; Echinodermata; Echinoidea; Temnopleuroida; Toxopneustidae.
AAUUUCAGCAGACUGUGUUUCUGAAGGAGAACCCAAGCUGGAGCAUGGAGCCAAGUUAAAUGCACGUAGUUUGAUCGUGCGUUAUUCUCCGUAUACGAAUCGUGAUAGGGUUGAAAUUGCCUUGUGCAUGUUGUAAUGCUCUGGAUGAGAAUGUGUUCGAUUUCUCUUUGUAACAGACUGCCAAAUUAAAAUGAUUUUUUUGUCUUAGUUUAUCGAGAGCAAAAAACCCGCUUAACGAGGAAAAAGACUACAGCUUUCAUGUUUUAAGAAACGAUCGGAGACGGUUCAUAGCAAAUGGUUAAUGGAAUAUCAUCGACAGCUUUAAUCAUUUAUAUCUACCGCAUGCAAUUGUUAUAUAACACUCAAUUUCAUAUCUGAUAACCUAUUCAGCAACCACCAUGUUCUCAUCAGACACGAAAUAUUUCAUCUUCAUCAUUUUCAUGGUCUUGUGUAGCGGUUCAGAAUCAUUCAGGCUUUACACAGAGAAGUCUUUAACAGCGGUGCGAGGCGGAAAUAUCUCCCUACCCUGUAAUUUCUCCGUUCAUGCACAUGCAGUCUACUGGUACAAACACAACUUCAGUGGAGCGCCAGAAAACGACGCUGAACUCGUAGCCCGUGAUGUCUUAGGGGUAUCUGACCCUGUCCCGGGUUUUGAGAGGUUCAGCAUCACCAAGGACUACAGCCUGAUCAUUAGAAACAUCACUGUUCACGACGAGACGACCUACUCAUGCCUAGUUGUGGAUAUAGAAAGGGAAAGAGGCUAUACGGACUUGAGAGUUAUAGCUUUAGCAGAGCCCCUUGAACCCGUCAUCGAGAUCAUCGAGCCCUGUACUUUAAGACCGCAAGGGGGAUGCAUGUACCAUGUUAAUAGACCUACUACUGAUGAGGACACAUCGGAGGUUAUAAUACUUGUUUCUAAACUUUUCAAUAUUCGACCUCUGCCAAAUCUGACUUGGAUUGGAAGCGAUGGAAGAUUAAAUGAAAAUGCAACUUACCAGACGCAGGAGAAAGAUGGGCUGUUCAGCAUUUCAUCACAAGUUCAGGUAUUCAAGUCUCAUCUUAAUCACCAUUAUACCUGUCAAGCUGAAGGGGAUGCCGUGAAUGGAACCUCAUCAGUGGUCAUUUCGUUUGAGGAUUCUGCUACACAUGUUUCUAAUGAUCUUGUGACCACAAUAACUAUAAGCGUGAUAAUCACGAUAAGUGUAAUAGUGGUUAUCAUGGUUACUGUAGUCCUGACCUUUUACCGAAGACAUGGCAGGUGGCCCUGGUUAACAAGAGAAUAUAAAGACACCGAAAGAAGCAAGACGAAUGGGAUAUCCAUGGUAGUCGAAAAUAAUGACAAUGAUGAUGAACCUGACCAAGAUACCGAAACUAGGGAGGCGGAUGGGAUGCUAACGACAGCCGGGUAUAAUGGUGAUGAUGAAGCUACCCAAUGCAGGAGAAAGAACAAUUGUUGGUGUUCGUGUGGGAACUGUCCUGUGAUGCAGACUGAUGAAGAAAGCCUCUGUUGCCGUGAACUCAAGAGAUGUCGGGAAAUCCAGACCAAUGGAUGUAUCAUUGAUUCUAACAGAAUAAAAUUCCUUUGUCUUGACAAACCAUCUCUGCGUGUGUUUAUCUCUUUAAGGAGCAAAGACCAUCAAAUUCCCGGAUAUAUGGAGAACAAAUCAUAUCGGUUUGCCGCUUUUAGGAUUUGGUCAGAUUACUUGCACGGAUACAUGGGUAAAGGAGUUCGAUGGCCUCUUCCAGCCUGCGUGGUGACACGAGUGCGUCAAGAGUUCCACAAUAAGACAGGUGUCUACGCUGGCUUCAAAUUUGGGAAACAUGGGAAAGUUGGAAAGAAAUUCGUUUCCUUCGUACCGAAAAAUCCAACACUGAUGAAUAUUGGAGAGACAACACCAAUAUAGUAUGCAGAGACUAACACGGAUUGAAUCUAGUCUACAACUGUAGACCCACAUCUGCAGUGUGUGUAUCACAGCUGAUUCAAGGAGUCUGCAUAGCAGACUAAGUCUAAUGGAGCGCUUCGCUCGCCCUUUCAGGCUGGUUCGCAAACCAUCUGCAGAUCCCACUUCACGAGCCAUUCAGAGUCUGCAUAGCAGACUAGAUUGAAUCUUUGUUCAACAUGUGGACCUGCAGGAGACAGAACUAGCACAAAUACAUAUUGCUGUUGUAUUACUGCACUUCGUUAUGGCAAUAGGAAGAGGCUGUUCUUGCGUUUACUAGUCAGCACUAAUCAAUCUAUUGUUUUCGUUAUUGUUUUAAAGAAAAUGUUUUAUGUCUGAAAUUUCGCCUUUUCUCAAUUUUCCCUCAAACAAUUAUAAAUGCGCACCCAUUUAAUUAAAGCGACGGGGCUUUUGGGGCUUUCCUUCGGGCACUUUUUCAUUUUUAAAGUGAAAUUGAAAGAUUUCAAGCUUACUUUUUGUGAUUUUCGUGAUGACGCUCAGUAAAAAAAUGUAAGUUUUCCAAAAUUCGGGAGGGGGAGGGGAUGCCCUCUGUCCCCGCAGCGUUCGGCCACUAUAAUUAAUAUUUUAUAUUAUUACAAAUUCCUGUAUUAUAGACGUGUAUGUAUAUAUCAGUAUGAGCGUGCAGUGCAUUAUGUUUAUAGGGUAAAUUCAACAAACUAAUGGAAUGACCAAAUACAACUCUUGAUUCAACAAUACAGUGCGUCCC